CUUUGGUACGUACGGAUUCUAUUGCGAGAAGGAUUAUGCAAGUUUCGAACUGAUGAACCAGUGAUGAUUAUCUGGUGCUGCAAUUAGACAUACCCCUUCUCGUAUCUACAACAAUACGAUUACUUUAUUCUAUCGCAAACAUCAACGCCACUACCACUUCCCGAGUGUAUCAUAAACAUCUCCCACCACAUCUUAUCCGUUAUUAGCGUGCGGCAGUAUCUUAUCGUUCUACAGCACGAUCACUUGACUGAUCUGCUAGAGCGACGUCCGUACGGUAAGAGUGUGAUCUCCCCGUUGUGUUAAAACGUCGUCUCAAAAUUAGUAGAGAUGCCACGGGAAGAGUUUAACAUUGCAACGAAUGAUUCUGCAGAAGGUUCCUACACUUCGCAACAGUGGAGAAGUCAAAUGCACGACACUACCAGGGAUCCCGAAAGUGUGGAUAAAAGCUUUACAAGACGAAAAGUAGGCUGCGGAUAUAGUGUGCUGUGUGUCUGUACGCUACUGUUAAUUGUAUUUGGCAUCGUGCUCCUGUGCAUCGGCUUUAUAGUGGUGUACGAAAACGAAGGUCAAGUCGUAGCUACGGUUGAUCUAUUUGCCGACGAGUUACCUCCAGAACAAGCCAUUUGGUUUGAAUCGAAUCUGGCCGAGCUGCGCAAUGCAUUUCGUGUGGUGGAGGAGAAUAAGAAACGGGCGAGAAAUGUCAUCCUGUUCGUAGCGCUGGAUAGUGUCGACUCCUCCUAUGCCGACACCAGACCCAUCUGGGAAUCGUUUCCACAUCUUGCCCUGCUUCGUCCAACGAUGCAGGAGCAGCGGACACCGCGUGCGUCAUUUAAUCCGACCUCCAUGUUCUGCGGCAUUGAAACCCAUUCGCACACUAUCGGGUUUGAUUCGGCCGUCAAACCUUGGGAAGAAUGCGUCAGCGCACCGAACAGCACGCAUCAUGCCGCUUCGAUCUUGCAAUGGGCUCAAACGGUUGGCCGUCGUACGGGGGUGGUAACGAAUGGUGAGAUUGUUCAACCGUUCCCAGCAGCAUUGUAUGCGCACGCAGCUAAUGCUAGCUGGCUGCACAGUAGCCCAGAUCCAUUGCUAUGUCCAGAUGUGCGAUCGCAGCUACUUCAUGGGGAGACUGGCAAACAGCUGAAUGUUAUUGCCGGUACGCUAAACUGUCCCGAUGAGUUUUGCCGGGAAGCGUUCGAGUCCGAAUGGGUGAACCAUCGUUCGGUGGAUCAAUCGACGUACAAACUCUCGAAGGAUAUGGGCGAUCUGUUAGAUCCCAAGCUGGAUGAUGUGGACUAUGCGCUUGGAUUGUAUGAUAAGCAAUCGUUGGCAGAGCCAGCUGCGUUUUACGAUCUAAUUGUGGGCGCUUUGACUGUGCUGAAAAGUCCCGAAGGAUUUCUGCUCGUUGCCAUCGCUGAUCCGAAAGUUCAAGCAUCUGUAAGCGAAAUUGACGCCGCCGUAAGAGCAACUCUACAGAAGCUCAGUGGCGUUCUGGAUGAUAGUUUAAUCGUCGUAGUACGUUCCGAUGCCAGAGACGUUGGUUCCUCGUUCGCAACAGUACAUGCAAUUGGACCGAUGUCCCACCUGUUGCAUCGAGUGCACAAUCAAACAUUCUUGACUCACUUCAUCUCGUACGCAGCUCGCAUUGGGCGUUUCAGGGAUGCCGACCUAACGAAUCUGAUUCUACAAAUAAUAUAAAACGUUUAAGCUAGCUAUUAAAUGAUGCUGAUAUCCGUUAGAUCUAACGCACAUAACAUUAGGUUCUUGUGCAGUAAUAGGGUACGGAAAUGUAUUUAAUUUUACGUCAAAUAAUAAAGCAGUUUUAAUGUUUAAUA
This is a messenger RNA of Anopheles funestus (African malaria mosquito), 1832 nucleotides long. Its product is annotated as alkaline phosphatase 4-like. Gene Ontology annotation, biological process: dephosphorylation. Gene Ontology annotation, molecular function: alkaline phosphatase activity. The record is from RefSeq and is a predicted model, not a curated record. The coding region runs from base 328 to 1695 and encodes 455 amino acids. The transcript has 3 exons. Lineage: Eukaryota; Metazoa; Arthropoda; Insecta; Diptera; Culicidae.